AUGAAGAGCUUCCUUCUGACCUGCACUCUCUUGGCAUCAUCCGCCCUCGGACACAUUCAACUGUCCAAGCCGUACCCUAUUCGCAGCCCUCUCAACAAGGACGCCGACGGCCAAAAGGACUACUCCUACACCAACCCUCUGUCCACCUCCGGGUCUGACUUCCCCUGCAAGGGAUACGCCGACGACGCUUUCAAAUCCGUGGCCGACUACAAGCCCGGUCAAGAGUACGAGAUUGAGCUCCAGGGCAGCGCUACACACGAUGGUGGCUCGUGCCAGAUCUCCCUCUCCUACGACAAGGGCAAGACCUUCCGCGUCAUCCACUCCAUUAUCGGUGGAUGCCCAUUGAGCAAGAGCUACAAGUUCAAGGUCCCGUCAGAUGCUCAAUCCGGCGAAGCUCUCCUGGCAUGGACAUGGUUCAACAAGGUCGGCAACCGCGAGAUGUACAUGAACUGCGCCCAAGUCACCGUCGGCAGCGACAGCUCUCGAAUGGAAGGCUUCUCCGCCGUCUCCAAGGCCAACGCCUUUGACAGCCUCCCAGAGAUCUUCGUCGCCAACGUCAACGGGCCCGGCAAAUGCAAGACCAUCGAAGGCAAAGACGUGAACUUCCCCCAGCCAGGCCCCUCCGUCGAAGGAGAGGGUGAGGGCAAGGGCUACGAGUGCGAGGACUCCGCUCCCUUCCUCGGCGGUUCCAGGGUCACCAAAGAGUCCUCCAGCUCCGCCUCGGCCACCCCUAGCCGCGCCCACGGCGCCCUCUCUUCUGAAUCCGCCGCUGCAUCUUCCUCUGCUGCUGCCAAGGCCUCAAAGGUCGCACAUGGAGCAUUCGGUCAAGAAACUUCCGCUGGUCGUUUUGACUAUCCCACUCCUCAGCACCGCCACUGCCGCCCCCACGACGACUACGUCUGCUCCGCCGAUCACUUCAGCUUCUUCCGCUGUGUCCACGGUGACCUCGUCUUCAUGGGCCCUGUCGCUGCGGGAACCUGGUGUGUCAAUGGCCGUAUCGAGCGUGCUCCUUGGUUCUAA
Aspergillus puulaauensis is the source of this 1020-nucleotide messenger RNA. RefSeq names its product putative extracellular protein. NCBI's taxonomy places the organism in Eukaryota, Fungi, Ascomycota, Eurotiomycetes, Eurotiales, Aspergillaceae. The coding region runs from base 1 to 1020 and encodes 339 amino acids. The transcript has a single exon. The record is from RefSeq and is a predicted model, not a curated record.